UAUAGAAAGAGAAAAGUUCUGUGCUUUUGCCGGCCCCUCUUUCUCUCUCCCUAUCUAUCUGUUUCUUGUUUUUAUUUUUAUUUUAUAUAAUUUUAAAAUUCUGUUGUUUUUAUUCUUAUCUUCAGCUUAUUUUCACAUAAUAAGCGUGUUGAACAGUCAACUGCAGCCUAGCAGCUUUAAUUUUCUUUUAAAAAGCAAAGACCAUAUUUUGAUGGUUUCCUCAGAAGCUACCCAUAGAGAUUGUGAAGAUCAAAGCCGUCUGAUCAGCUGUUGAGGGGCUUUGGGUUUUUCAUUCUUUUGGUUCUGUACAAGGUAUUAUAGAAUCUUGAAUUUCAUAAUUGAAUUGUUAGAAAAGUUGGGUUUAGAAUAAUUGAAUUGUGUAGAAAGUUGGAGUUGUUAUGGUUCUUUAGUUAUUAUAUGAAGUAUUUAUAAAGAGUGGAUUCUUGGUAUUUGAUAAUUCUUUUAUGGAGUGGUAGUUUGUGCCAAAAGUUGGAGUCUUUUGGUGUUGUAGUUACUGAUCAAGAAUUUAUAAGGAUUGGGUUUAUUGGGUAUUUGAUAGUAGCUUUUAUGGAGUUGUAAUUUGUGCAAAAAGUUGGAGUCUUUUGGUGUUGUAGUUACUGAUCAAGAAUUUAUAAGGAUUGGUUUGUGUAUUUGAUAGUUGUUCAUGGAGUCGUAGUUUUUGCAAGAUUGGACUGGAUAUUUGGAAGUUUAUUUGAGUAGCUGUUUACUGGUUGAGAUUUUUUGAGCUUUGGUUCCAUGGUUCUUGGGGAAAGAUCGAAUUUUGCAAAGCCUAGUGUCUGGGGUUGGUAAUUUGCAACUGCAGAGGAAGGUUUUUGGUUGGGUUGAUUAUGGGUUGUGUUUGUGGAAAACCUUCCCCGUCUGCCAAAGAUAGGCGGGGUGGACAAAAGAAGAGAGAUUUUACGAAAGGGGCAAACGUGGCAUCACGCGCACCACGAGCUGUUUCUUCAAGGAGAGAGGAGAGUUUCAGGGUGAAAGACAUGUUGGAAAAUGGUGAUGUGAAGCUUGGUUUAAUAGAUAGGAAGAAUAAUGGAUCAAGAAAGGUGAGGGAUGAUCAUUACGAGCAGAUAAAGGAAAAGCUUGGACUGAUUGUGAAUGGUGGUCCUGGAUAUGGAGUCGUCCCAAAAGCGUUGGAAGGGGAACUGGUUGCUGUAGGAUGGCCUUCUUGGCUUGCUGCAGUUGCAGGUGAAGCUAUUAAUGGAUGGCUUCCUCGCAAGGCCGAUACGUUCGAGAAAUUAGACAAGAUUGGCCAAGGGACAUAUAGUAGUGUAUACAAGGCUCGUGAUCUAGUUAACAAUAAAGUUGUUGCACUCAAAAGAGUGAGGUUCGAUAAUAUGGAUCCUGAAAGUGUCAAAUUUAUGGCAAGAGAGAUAGUAAUUUUGCGUAGGCUUGAUCAUCCGAAUAUUAUCAAAUUGGAAGGCUUGGUUACAUCAAGAUCAUCUUGCAGUUUGUACCUCGUUUUUGAGUAUAUGGAACAUGAUCUUACUGGACUGGCAUCUGUUCCUGAUAUCAAAUUUACAGAAUCACAGAUGAAAUGCUAUAUGCAGCAACUUCUUAGUGGACUUGAUCAUUGCCAUAGUCGGGGUGUUUUGCAUCGGGACAUCAAAGGUUCAAAUCUUCUAAUCGACAAUCACGGCAUCUUGAAAAUUGCAGAUUUUGGCUUAGCAACCUUCUUUGAUCAUAAGCAAAGUGUUCCAUUGACAAGCCGUGUUGUGACUCUUUGGUAUCGACCACCCGAGCUCUUACUUGGAGCAAGUCAUUAUGGAGUCGCGGUAGAUUUAUGGAGUAGUGGUUGCAUACUUGGAGAAUUAUAUGCCGGCAAGCCCAUCAUGCCCGGUAGAACAGAGGUAGAGCAGCUGCAUAAGAUUUUUAAGCUUUGUGGUUCACCAUCUGAGGAUUACUGGAAAAAAGAAAAAUUACAUCAUUCAACAGCAUUUAAACCGAUACAUCCUUACAGACGGCGUAUUGGGGAAACAUUUAAGGAUCUUCCUCCAUCUGCUGUGAGGUUACUGGACACAUUACUUUCUAUAGAUCCUGAACUUAGGGGAACAGCUGGCGGUGCUCUUGAGAGCGAGUUCUUCACCACAAAGCCCAUGCCUUGUGAUCCUUCAAGUUUGCCGAAGUACCCUCCCAGUAAGGAAAUUGAUGCAAAACUGAGGGAAGAGGAAGCUCGAAGGCAAGGAGCUGCAGGAGUUAAGAGCCAAGUUGGUGAUGGGCAUACAAGAGGAUCGAAAGAAGUUCGAGUUGUUCCAGCACCUGAUGCUAAUGCCGAGUUGGCUAGGUCAAUGCAGAGGAGGCAGAGCAGUUCAAAUCCUAAGAGCCAAUCUGAGCAGUUCAAUCGCCAUAAGGGAGCUUCUUCUGGUUUUCCCAACAAUCCACAUAGACCAUCACAACCAAGCGAAGAAAGAGGCAGAGAUCACUUGGAGAAUCUUUCGCAGAGAUUUUCUCAUUCCGGACCUCUAGCUCCAGGAUUUGGGUGGGCAAAAUCUGGGAAGAAAUAUGAUCAUGAUAUUUCUGUUGGUUCCAAUAGACCCGACUUAUCGAAGUUAUCCAGUUUAGUAGCAUCUCGGUCAGUUGUGGGCCUUGUGGCCGGUGAUGCCCGAGAUCGAUUUGCUGUUUCACAUCUGGAAUCUGCCCAUCAAAUAGAAAGGCCAGUACGUUUGCUUAAUGAACACCCAAGGAAGCAGGAUCAGAAGCGUCACAUGCAAAACCCUGCUGGUUCUCGUCAAUUUGACAAUGGAAGGUCCAGCGUCAAAGAAUCAAAUCUGCAUGGACAUGGUCACAAGGCAAACCAAAUCCAUUUUUCUGGUCCACUACUUGUUCAACCUAAUAAAGUGGAUCAAAUGCUGAAAGAGCACGAUCGUCGUAUCCAGGAAGCUGCACGACGAGCAAGGCUCGAGAAGGCAAGAGCAGGUAAAGGUCAAACUCAAGCUCAAGGAAUGCAGAGGACCAACAAUUCUAUUUAUGUCACUAGCGUGGGAUCGCGGUAGACUGGGAAAAAUUAUAUAUAGUCCUUUGUACAGUUCUUCUGGAAAUAAUUGUUAUUAAUAGGAAUAUAGACGAUAAAUUUAUGUGGUCUGCUAGAGUAGGCAAACAUAUUUAUGUACACAAUUUGUUUUACCGUCAUUGCCUCAAUUAAAUCAACCCGAAGUUUCUUCA
Molecule: messenger RNA, 3177 nt
Organism: Nicotiana attenuata
Lineage: Eukaryota; Viridiplantae; Streptophyta; Magnoliopsida; Solanales; Solanaceae
Product: probable serine/threonine-protein kinase At1g54610
Exons: 8
Coding region: 849-3008 (719 amino acids)
Biological process (GO): protein phosphorylation; positive regulation of transcription elongation by RNA polymerase II
Cellular component (GO): nucleus; cyclin-dependent protein kinase holoenzyme complex
Molecular function (GO): RNA polymerase II CTD heptapeptide repeat kinase activity; cyclin-dependent protein serine/threonine kinase activity; ATP binding
Source: RefSeq, a predicted model, not a curated record